CACAGACUCACACACACACACACAGACUCUCACAGAAUCACACACACGCUCACACAGACUCACACACACACACACAGACUCACACACACACACACAGACUCUCACACACACACAGACUCUCUCACACAGUCACAGACUCUCACAGACUCACACACACAGACUCACACACACUCUCACAGACUCACACACACAGACACCCACUCUCACAGACUCACACACACACACACUCUCACACACACACACAGACUCACACACACGCUCACACUGACUCACACACACACACAGACUCUCACAGACUCACACACACCCUCACAGACUCACACACACACACACUCUCACACACAUACACAGACUCACACACACACACACACACACAGACUCACACACACACACAGACUCACACACACACACAGACUCUCUCACACACACACAGACUCACACACACACACACACACAGACUCACACACACUCUCACAGACUCACACACACACACAGACUCUCUCACACAGACACAGACUCUCACAGACUCACACACACAGACUCACACACACUCUCACAGACUCACACACACAGACACACACUCUCACAGACUCACACACACACACUCUCACACACACACACAGACUCACACACACGCUCACACUGACUCACACACACACACCCUCACAGACUCACACAGACUCUCACAGACUCACACAGACUCUCACAGACUCACACAGACUCUCACAGACUCACACACACUCUCACAGACUCUCACAGACUCACACACACACACACUCUCAGAGUCUCACGCACACACUCACAAACUCGCUCAAUCACUCACUCGCGUUUCGGGAAAGAAAGAAACAGCACAGCAGAACUUUCUGAGGAUGUCUCUUCCGAACUUCCCAAUCCCGAACCUCGACACCACUCUGCAGGAAGCUGGGCGGGUGCUGGGGCUGAUCCUGCCCCUGGAGGAGUUCCAGAGAUACCAGAGCGCCCUCCGGAGGCAGGAGGCCGAACUGCAGGAGAUCCACGUCCGAUUCACAGCCCGGGCGACCGGCCGGGAAAACUGGGGAACGGAGGAGUUUAAGAGUCGCCUCCUCUCCUGCCCCAACCCCAUCCCCACCUCCACCGCCCUCCCCGUGCUCCUGCAGCCCUCCGCGGUCCAGGGGACCCCCCAACUGGAGGGGGGACCCCAGCUAGCCCGGGCCGCUGCCCUGCUCUGGGCCGCGGCCAAGAUCCACAGCGACCCCCGGCUUCUAGAAGGAGACGCAGCGCUGGAGCAGACCCAGAGAUCAGAGCUGUUCUCAGCGUGCAGAGAGCCGGGAGAGACCAGGGAUCAGAUCAAGAUCUACCCUGACAGUCUGCACGCAGCCCUGCUCUAUCAAGGCUCUGCGUUCCCCCUGCAGCUCCUGUCCCAGGCUGGGGACCCCCUCCCGCUCCCCCAGAUCCACAGCCAGCUGCUGGGUGCCGUGAGGACCCCUCCCGGGGCGUCCCUGCCGCUGCCUGCUUCCCCGUGCAGCCUGACUGCCCUGGAGAGACCUGUCUGGCACGCUCUGCGAGAGGACCUGCUGUCCCGGGGGGCGGGGGGGUCCCUGAGGACCCUGGAGAGCGCUGUGCUGGCGCUGGCGCUGGAGGACUGUCCCUCCCCGGACCCCCGGGACCCCACGGCCGCGCUGACGAGCAUCCGACUGGGGAGCCCCGAGACGAGAGGCAUGAGGCACUACGACAAGGUGUUGAAUCUGGUUGUGUUCUCUGAUGGUUCAGCGGGGCUCCUGUUUGAACACAGUGCGGUGGACGGCAUGGUAGCCGGGCUGCUGGCUCAGGCGGUGUGGAGCCUCUCCGAGGAGGAACUCCGAAAACAACCCGCCCCUCCAGAAACGACCGCCCCCCUCCCCCUGGUCCAGCCCCUGGAGUUCUCCCUGGAAGCCCCGCCCAGCCCCCGCGCCGCCCCCCCCUCCACUCGCACCUCCUGCUUCGAGUACCGCCCCGCGUCGGACGUCCUGCCUGUGCUGAGGGGGUCCAGGGGGCUGCUGGACGCCUGGAUCACCUUCUCACUGCAGCUAGGACUGAAGCGAGCCUUCAGCGAGGAGGAGGAGGGGAGCGGGGCCUUCCUCAUGGUCACCCCCACCCACGUGAGGCACUUCAAACACGGGCGCUGUAACCCCACCUACAGCCUGAGCCGGGGGUCCCUGGAUCUGCUGGGGGCCCUUCUCUCGAAGGAGGAGGAGGAGGAGGAGGAGGGGGAGACUCGGCUGCUCUCGCUCUUCUCUCGGGCCCUCGCGGAGCACAAGAGCCUCAUCAAAGCCACCAAGAAGGGCCGCGGGGUGGGGCCCCACUUAGCAGCCUUGCGAUGCAGCCUGGGGGAGGGCAGCGAGCUGAAGGGGUUCCUGGACCGAUUCGGACGCCCCUCGGUCUACCUGACGGGACAGGACUUGGUGGGAGGCGUGGACAGCGCCGUGGGGAACGUCUACGCUCAAGACCAGCUGGCGGUCACCUACCUGGGAAAGGAAGACAAGGUCUGCCUGGCCAUGUCUGGAAAAGGAAGCUUUGCCCGCAAACUGGGGGGCAUCCAGGGGGGGUUUAGGGACGCCAUGGACGUGGUGGCAAAGCUGGCGUUGAAGUACGCCCUGGCGAGCCAGAGGGGGGCGCUGGAGAGCUCCCCUCAAGUCUAGUAUUAGUAUUAUUAUUAUUAUUACUAAUAUUGAAAUGUUCAGUUACCAUGCCUUUAAUAAAUGUAUUGAACGCUUCAUUAUAAAGUUACUGCAUGCAUAACGUGACACAUGCGUCAUU
Acipenser ruthenus (sterlet) is the source of this 2775-nucleotide messenger RNA. RefSeq names its product carnitine O-acetyltransferase-like. Bases 870 to 2657 code for a protein of 595 amino acids. NCBI's taxonomy places the organism in Eukaryota, Metazoa, Chordata, Actinopteri, Acipenseriformes, Acipenseridae. Gene Ontology annotation, molecular function: acyltransferase activity. The record is from RefSeq and is a predicted model, not a curated record. The transcript has 5 exons.